UUUCUGAGGAGCAGCAGUCGUCCUGCUGUGCUUCGUGUCAGGACGUCCUGAAGGAUCCAAUCUCCACCAGCUGUGGACACUGGUUCUGCAGACAGUGCAUCACCUCAUACUGGGACCAGUCUGGCUCUUCAGGAGACUCCUCCUGUCCCCAGUGUGGACAAAGAUCCAGAACAGGAGCUGGAGCUCAGACAGCCGAUCGUGGUCUGCAGGAGGUUUUAGAUGAACAUAAGCUCAGUCUGAGCAGGAGAUGUGAACAUGUGACUGAAGGAAGUGAUGAAACAGGAAAUAGAACCCUCCUCAACAGGAUCUACACUGAGCUCUACAUCACAGAGGGACAGAGUGAAGAGGUUAAUACUCAACAUGAGGUGAGGCAGCUUGAGACGGCUUCCAAGAUGAAGAUCCUCCACGACACUCCCAUCAGGUGCCACGACAUCUUUAAAGCCUCCACUGACCAGCAGAGCAGCAUCAGAGUCGUCCUGACCAACGGCGUCGCUGGCGUUGGAAAAACCUUCUCGGUGCAGAAGUUCACUCUGGACUGGGCAGAGGGUUUAGAGAACCAGGAUGUGGGUCUGCUGACUGUGCUUUCGUUCAGGGAGCUGAACCUGGUGAAGGACCAGCAGCACAGUCUCCUCACGCUGCUCCGUGUUUUCCAUCCAGCGUUACAGAAGCUCACGGCAGAGACGCUCGCUGUCUGUAAACCUUUGUUCAUCUUUGACGGCCUGGAUGAAAGCAGACUUUCUCUGGACUUCUACCACAGGGAGCUUGUGUCUGAGGUCACACAGAGGUCAUCAGUCAACGUGCUGCUGACAAACCUCAUCCGGGGGAAUCUGCUUCCCUCGGCUCUCGUCUGGAUAACCUCCAGACCUGCGGCGGCCAAUCAGAUCCCUCCUGCAUGUGUUGACAGGGUCACAGAAGUACGAGGCUUCACUGACGCCCAGAAGGAGGAGUACUUCAGGAGGAGAUUUAGUGAUGAAGAGCUGUGCAGCAGAAUCAUCUCACACAUCAAGACGUCCAGGAGCCUCCACAUCAUGUGUCAAAUCCCAGUCUUCUGCUGGAUCAGUGCUACAGUUCUGGAGCACAUGUUGACCACAGACCAGAGAGGAGAGCUGCCCAAGACCCUGACUGAACUGUACUCACACUUCCUGAUGGUUCAGACAAAGAGGAAGAACAACAAGUAUGCUGAGGGACAUGAGACGACUCCACAGCAGCUGACGGAGGCUGACAGGGACGUUCUCCUGAAGCUGGGGAGGCUGGCACUUAAACAUCUGGAGGAAGGAAACAUCAUGUUCUAUCAAGAAGACCUGGAGCGGUGUGGUCUUAAUGUCACAGAGGCCUCGGUGUACUCAGGAGUUUGUACUGAGAUCUUCAGAAGAGAGUGUGUGAUCUUCCAGAAAUCAGUCUACUGCUUUGUUCAUCUGAGCGUUCAGGAGUUUCUGGCUGCAGUCUACAUGUUCCACUGUUACACCAAGAGGAACACAGAAGAACUCAACAACUUCUUGGGAACAUAUAGAAACACAGACAGUACCUUCUCCCUGGAUGACCUCCUGAAGAGAACCAUGGAGAAAUCGCUCACCAGUACAAAUGGUCAUUUGGACCUGUUUGUUCGCUUCCUUCACGGCCUCAGUCUGGAGUCCAACCAGAGGGUCUUAGGAGGCCUGCUGGGUCGGAGAGGGAACAAUCCAAAUAUCAUCCAGAGAGUAAUCAACAACCUGAAGGAGAUGCAGAGUGAUGACAUUUCUCCCGACAGAAGCGUCAACAUCUUCCACUGUCUGACUGAGAUGAACGACCACUCAGUUCAUCAGCAGAUGCAACAGUUCCUGACGUCAAAAAACAGAUCGAAGGAGGAACUCUCUGAGAUCCACUGCUCAGCUCUGGCCUACAUGCUGCAGAUGUCAGAGGAGGUUCUGGAUGAGUUGGACAUGGAGAAGUUCAACACAUCAUUCUGGGGUCGACAGAGACUGAUCCCAGCUGUGAGGAACUGCAGGAAGGCUCGACUUGAUGGUUGUCGUCUAUCAGAGACUCACUGUGAAGUCUUGGCCUCAGCUCUGAAGUCAGACCCCUCACACCUGAGAGAACUGGAUCUGAGUAAGAACACACUGCAGGAUUCAGGAGUGAAGCUGCUGUGUUCUGGACUGGAGAGUCCAAACUGUCGACUGGAGGCUCUGAGGUUGAGGGGCUGCAGACUGUCAGAGAUCAGCUGUUCUUCUCUGGCUUCAGCUCUGAGGUCAAACCCCUCUCAUCUGAGAGAACUGGAUCUGAGUGGCAGGCUGCAGGACUCAGGAGUGAAGGAGCUGUGUGGUUUUCUACAGAGUCCAACCUGUCGACUGGAGACUCUGAGGUUGAGGUACUGCAGGCUGUCAGAGAUCAGCUGUUCUUCUCUGGCCUCAGCUCUGAGGUCAAACCCCUCUCAUCUGAGAGAACUGGAUCUGAGUAACAACAUCCUGCAGGACUCAGGAGUGAAGAGGCUGUGUGGUUUUCUACAGAGUCCAACCUGUCGACUGGAGACUCUGAGGUUGAGAGACUGCAGUCUGUCAGAGAUCAGCUGUUCUUCUCUGGCUUCAGCUCUGAGGUCAAACCCCUCUCAUCUGAGAGAACUGGAUCUGAGUAACAACAACCUGCAGGCCUCAGGAGUGAAGGAGCUGCUUGAUCUAAAGCAGAGUUCAGACUGUCGUCUGGAGACUCUGAGGUGGAGGGGGGGAUCUUUGUUGAGGUUAGUGUGACCAGGACAGUGUGUGUGGACGGAGGCUGAAACAGUGAAAGACGUUUAGAAACACAGAUAAUUGGUUUGGAGCCGGGAGCCUGCGGCUCUGCUUCACUGAGAAGAUGAGAACGUCUGGACUCAUCAGAUCUAAUCAGUUCAAUGACUUCAUGAAAAACAUUUGAACUCACAUUUUGAUGAUUUUCAUUCUCUCUGGAUUCUUCAUACGUGUGUUCAUAACUGAUCUGCAUGUUCCUGCUCAUUUACAAAGAGAUAGAACGUUUUGUACAGGUGGACUUUCUUUCAUGUUCAGCUUUUAUACAACAUCGGACAAUAAGAUCACACUCGACAUUUAUUCACAAAUGUACAUGAAAUUUUUCAAUCCACAACGUGAUCAACUGCAGAAGAAUCAUUUAUAUACAGUCUCUGAUCGUACUUCACGCACAGAUCUCACUACGUCCAGGACGUGAUGUCAUCACUUGUAACUGUCGGAUGUCAAGAUGUUGUGUAAACUCCGACAGGACAUUAUAAUGUUUUAUCAAUGAUUGUUGAUUAUUCUGAGUAUGAUCUCAUUCAGGUUAAGUUCAUCAGAACAUACUGUUUAUACGUCAGUGUCUUAUUGAGAUUAUUGUCUUAAUCUGGUUGAUACCAGAAUAUUGUAUCCAUGGAAACUUCAAGCAGUGAUUGGUUGGUGAGCGACAUGUCGUCCGUCACGUCUCACAGCGACAACACAGAGAGAAUUUGUGAUUCAAUAAUCAGCUGAUCACACUCAUGGAGGACGCGGGUUCAUGACCUGUACUUCAGCCAGCCAACAGGGGGCGAUGCAGAUAAUUUGGCCUCAUCUUUAUUUACUGUCUAAAUGUUAACAAUUUUAUUUCACUGUGUUUUGUUGAAUGACGUCAGAUGAGAUCUUCACUGUAAAGUCGCAGGUGACGGAUCUGACCUGAGUUUGAGUUUCUCACUUUCCGUGUUUCACUGUUUGAAUAAACUGUUUCCACUUCAUUGAAGUAAAAAUUCUGUUACAUCACAUGACUCACUGAGGAGGCUGUGGCGGCGUCUUGUAAUGCGGGCGAAGGGGCCAACACGAUGGAUCAGACACAUGGCACCGUUUGGUAAAUGAGUGUCACUGUGUCGUGUCACCACUGUUUACAACGAUGUCUUUUUAA
Molecule: messenger RNA, 3864 nt
Organism: Limanda limanda (common dab)
Lineage: Eukaryota; Metazoa; Chordata; Actinopteri; Pleuronectiformes; Pleuronectidae
Product: NLR family CARD domain-containing protein 3-like
Exons: 7
Coding region: 393-2720 (775 amino acids)
Molecular function (GO): protein binding
Source: RefSeq, a predicted model, not a curated record